Molecule: messenger RNA, 837 nt
Organism: Caenorhabditis briggsae
Lineage: Eukaryota; Metazoa; Nematoda; Chromadorea; Rhabditida; Rhabditidae
Exons: 2
Coding region: 1-837 (278 amino acids)
Molecular function (GO): protein binding
Source: RefSeq, a predicted model, not a curated record
AUGAAUUCAAAAUUGGAAAAUGGUCAAGAUAUCUUCUGUGGAUCCAUGAAACUUUUUACUGAACAUUUCAAUGAAAUUCGGAAAUCAACUAUAUCGUAUGUCUCUAUUCUGAAUAUUCCAUGGAACAUGAAAGUGUCUGAAACUGACAAAAAACUGACUUUCAAAUUAUCAUGUAAUGAGAAUACGGCGAACACAAUGUGGAAUUGUAAAGCAGAUGUGGAAAUUUAUGUGAAACCGAUUCUGGAUGGAAAAAUAGAAUACUCGAAAAUUGAGAAAGUUCUAGAUGAUCAGAAGACUUUCGAUUACAAGAAUAAACAUAUGGAAGUUAGUAUUGGAGUAGAUCAACUUGGUCUAGAAACUGAAACGUUGGAAAAUUAUCAUUUCGAAGUGCAGACCAAUCUUAGAUUGAAAAGGAUUUAUGGAUAUCGAAAGAGGAAAGUUCUCGAUUACACCGUCGAGCAUCCAAGAUUUUCCAAUGGAGUCAUCGUGAUUGAUGAAAGGAAAAUAUAUGUCAACAAACAAAUUCUGGCUAUGCAUUCCAAAUAUUUUAAUAAUCUGUUCUUUGGUGAUUUCAAUGAGAAAGGCCAAUCAACUGUACAGAUUCAUGAAGUUUCAUACGAGGGAUUCAUCACUUUUCUCGAUUUUAUUCAUCCAACAGGACGUCGGAUUGAGUCAUCUUUUGUGGAAGGAUUGAUGGAAGUAGCGGAUUUAUUUAUGGCUGAUAGAGUGAUGGAAUAUUGUGAAGAGUUUUUGAUUAAAACGGAAAUCAUCGAAAAGGCACAGAAAAUGAUAUGGGCUGAAAAAUAUUCUCUUCAUAAUUUAAUGGUCGGUUCUUGA